This is a messenger RNA of Hemicordylus capensis (graceful crag lizard), 1147 nucleotides long. RefSeq names its product arylamine N-acetyltransferase, pineal gland isozyme NAT-10-like. Gene Ontology annotation, molecular function: acetyltransferase activity. The transcript has 2 exons. The coding region runs from base 72 to 944 and encodes 290 amino acids. NCBI's taxonomy places the organism in Eukaryota, Metazoa, Chordata, Lepidosauria, Squamata, Cordylidae. The record is from RefSeq and is a predicted model, not a curated record.
CCAAACUUUGAUUGCAGCCAGAAAACGCCGUGAAACCUGAGAAAAGCAGUUAAAACAUUUUUAAAGGAAACAUGAACAUUGAAGAAUAUUUCACAAGAACUGGCUACAAAGGCUCUCUCGAAAAACUCGAUUUGGAAACGUUAACCGCAAUCUUCCAGCACCACAUAUGGGCUGUUCCAUUUGAAAACCUCAGCAUUCACUGUGGGGAAACCAUAACUCUGGACCUGGACCAAGCUUACAACAAAAUUGUGAAAAAGAAGCGUGGAGGGUGGUGUAUGGAGAACAACCAGCUCUUGUCCUGGGUUCUGAAAACACUGGGAUACAACACCACCAUCUUAGGAGCCUAUGUUUACAACCCAAAGCAAAACGUCUAUGGGACUUACAUGACCCAUCUUAUUGUCAAGGUGGUCAUCGAUGGGAAAGCCUAUAUAGUUGAUGCUGGCUUUGGUGUCUCCUACCAAAUGUGGCAACCAAUGGAGCUGGUCUCGGGCAAAGACCAGCCUCAAACCCCAGGGAUUUUUCGCUUCACAGAAGACAAUGGUAUUUGGUACUAUGAGAAAAUCAGACGGAAACAAUACAUCGCCAACCAAAGCUUCUCCAACUCAGAUCUCCUAGAAAAGCAGGAGUGCAGAAAAAUCUACUUGUUCAGUCUUGAGCCACAGACAGUCAAAGACUUUGAGUUCCAGUGUUCGUAUCUCCAAACCUCGCCUGAUUCCUUGUUCACCAAGAAAUCCAUCUGCACCCUCCAAACUACUGAUGGGUUUCGAGCCUUGAUUGGGUGGACACUCUCCGAAACAAGAUACAACUACAAGGAGAACAUGGAUCUGGUGGAAUUCACGACGCUGAAAGACGAAGAGGUAGAGGAAACCCUGAGAGAGAAAUUUGGGAUAACUCUGGAGAACAAACUGGUUUCCAUUGACAUCAAAGGGAUGUACACCAUCUAACAUGGAGAGUGCAUGAUCUGUCAUCUCUUUAACCCAGCAUAGAAUAAAUUGCAGCAAAAUUAAAGCCUGAACGCAAAAUCACAGGUAUGCCAUAAUGUGCAAAAUAGGAUAACUUGUACGUUGUGUUCUCACUGGCAAUAAUUAAUGUGGAAAUGCAAGCCCAUCACUGCAUUGAAACCUGGUAAAAAUUUCUAAGACAAUGC